Messenger RNA from Girardinichthys multiradiatus, 8318 nucleotides. It is a transcript of the gene hectd2, whose product is annotated as HECT domain containing 2. NCBI's taxonomy places the organism in Eukaryota, Metazoa, Chordata, Actinopteri, Cyprinodontiformes, Goodeidae. The transcript is spliced from 22 exons. Bases 706 to 2997 code for a protein of 763 amino acids. Gene Ontology annotation, biological process: protein polyubiquitination. The record is from RefSeq and is a predicted model, not a curated record. Gene Ontology annotation, molecular function: ubiquitin protein ligase activity.
UUAAUCUCACAGCUGAGAAAGAUUAAUUAAAAUAUAUUCAGAUGAAUCAGAUCCACAAUAUUUCACCAGUUUUGUUGGUUUAAACGUGUUUUUUCAUGAAGAUGUUUCUGCCUUUAUGUUUGCAUAUUUCUCUGUUAUUUCUGCAGAUGUUUCAACAGAUUUUAGGAGUUCUUCUCGUCUUUAAAGCUUUCUUGGUCUUUUAUUUUGAACCUUAGGUCCUACUGGCCGUGAGCCCCUCUCUCCUCUGUUUCUGACGCUGUGCAUCCAGGCGCCUCCUCCUCCUCCUCCUCCUCCUCCAAACAUGGCGUCGGCUCGCUGCUGGGCUGCCUCCCCGACCGACGACGCAGAAAAGCAGAGAAAGAGGCGCAGAAGAAGGGGAUAGAAACUCGCCUUUAACGUCUUUUCAAAGUAACUCCAGCCCACGCAGUUUGCAGGGAUCCACGCAGACUUUAAGCCCAGCCUGUUUGUUUGGAGACGUUUGUGCGUCAGGCUGUGUGCGUAACGGGAGCUCACCUGUCCGACGAAGGUAGAUUUCACUCCGUUUGCAGUAGGAUGUGAAUCUCCCUGAUUUUUUCCCUGAUUGCGGAGCAGAGAGGCGGAUAUCUGGGGGUGAAAACAUGCGCAGCCCGCUGAGGAGCAGGACCGCAGGCGCAGCACAGGAGUGAGACUUUCCACGGAGGAAAAACAAGUUUCCACUCUUCCAGGAUGGAUGGAGAACAUUCUGCUCUGUCAGGAGUUGAGAGGGAAAGAGAGAGGCUCCCACCUAUUUACACCAACUCUCCUCCUGCUGUUCUGGGACGGGGACCCAAGCAGCCGUUUCCAACCCUGGGAACCUUCAUCUCCACGCUAAGCCAAAGGAGGGAUGUAGGAGGGCGGGGCUUUGCUGUUGGCAUCGGUGGCACCAUGACCGGCUCGGUGGGGAUCAGGCACACAGUGAGGGAGCUGCCUCCCAUCUGCGGUAACGUCCGCCAGAGGCAGCGGCUCUCCAUCGACACUCUGCCUCCAGAAGUCAAAGCUCCCUUCCCCUCCGACCCCAUCAUCCCCCUCCGUACCAAGACUACCAAGGAGUUUCAGGAGGACGUGGACCGUGCCGUCCAAUCAGGCGACUGGAGGGAGGUCAGAGAGUUUUACCUGACAACCUUCGACUCCUUCAUAGAGAUUAACGCCGCCUUCAAGCGAGAGGCCAACGGAUUGUUUAACACCAUCGAGGACUCAGGGGUCAACGCCAAGUUUGUCAGCGUUGUUUACGACUCGCUCCUCAGUACACCUCAGGACAUCCAGAAGUCUGUUUUAAAAGGGAUCAUCAACAGCCUGCUGAGAGAGUGGAAAGGGCCUCGGACAAAAGACGACCUGCGAGCAUAUUUCAUUCUGAUUCAGAACCCCCAGUAUUCAAGUAUCAGCACCUACGUGAUCUUCGCUCACUUGCUGAGGCAGAUCGCAGCAUUGUCCGAGGCCGACCACCACUUCCUGGUUCACUGGCUAAAGAGGCUGUCAGCCAGGCGUUUCCGGCAGCUGGUGGAGCGCCUCCUGCAGUUCAUCUCCACACGCCUGUUUCCUGCAGAACCAGACGAGCUUCCUCCUUCAGCCAAAUGUUCCUGGUGGAUCCCCUCUGCCACCAAAGUUCUCAGCCUGUUCAAUGCGGCCAACAGCAUCUCCUCUCCUCCCAUCAUGCCCUUCACCGACUUCUACAACAUCGCUCUGGAGCACAUAGACUUCAUGGAGGAUUACAGAACCUGGCAGAACUACGGCAACUCAAAUAGGUUUUCUUUUUGUCAGUUUCCUUUCAUCCUUUCGACUGUGGUGAAGAAAGCCAUCAUCCAGAAGGACUCGGAGCAGCAGAUGAUCAGUCAGGCCAGGCAAAGCCUGGUGAGCAAAGUUUCCAGGAGGCAGAGGGUGGACAUGAACCUUCUGUUCCUCAACAUUAAAGUUCGACGAGCACAACUCCUCAGUGACUCGCUGGAUGAGCUGACAAGGAAACGGUGCGACCUGAAGAAGAAGCUGCGGGUGACAUUUGUCGGGGAGGCGGGGCUCGACAUGGGUGGCCUGACGAAGGAGUGGUUCCUGCUGCUGGUUCGUCAGAUCUUCCACACUGACUACGGGAUGUUCUCCUUCAUGAAGGACUCACGCUGCCACUGGUUCAGCAGCUGGAAGUGUGACAACUAUUCAGAGUUCCAGAUGGUUGGGACUCUGAUGGGCUUAGCAGUUUACAACAGCAUUGCUCUGGACAUCCACUUUCCUCUCUACUGUUACAGGAAGCUCCUUACUCCACCCACUGUCCCAUCUGAUCCUAAUGCAUUUGUUGGCAUGGCAACAGCCACUUUGGAUGACCUGCAGCAGGUCAUGCCCGAUCUGGCUCAUGGGUUAUCAGAGCUGCUGAGCUAUGAGGGAAACAUAGAGGAGGACUUCUACCUCAACUUCCAGGUGUUCCAGGAGGAGAUGGGUGUUGUCAAGUCCUACAACCUGAAACCUGGAGGAGACAAAAUCCCUGUCAACAAACAGAACAGGAAGGAGUAUGUCCAGCUCUACAUUGACUUCCUGCUGAAUAAGUCCAUCUAUAAACAGUUUGCAGCCUUCUACCAUGGCUUCCACAGUGUGUGUGCCUCUGACGCCCUCAUGUUGUUGAGGCCGGAGGAGGUGGAGAUGUUGGUGUGUGGGAGUCCAGAGCUUGACAUGAGUGCUCUGCAGAAAGCUGCUCAAUAUGAAGGAUACAGCAAGAUGGAUACCACCAUGAGGUGUUUCUGGGAUGUGGUGCUGGCCUUCCCUCUGGAGCUUCAGAAGAAGCUCCUGCACUUCGCCACCGGAAGCGACCGUGUUCCCGUUGGAGGAAUGGCCGACCUGAACUUCAAGAUCUCCAAGAUUGAUGUUCCGGCUGACUGGCUGCCGAUCUCUCACACCUGCUUCAAUCAGAUCUGCUUGCCUCCCUAUCGAACCCGGAAGGAGCUCAAACACAAACUGACCAUCGCCAUCUCCAACGCUGAAGGCUUCGGUCUAGAGUGAUCAGUCUGCCAACACAGAAACACUAACAGAGACUGUUUACGUUGAGUCUGCCAUGGAUCUAUGGAGAUCAGACUGCAGAGGAAAUAAGUGGUUGAAUAAAAAGGUCCCUCAUGUUAGGCAGAUAAGACCUGAGUUUAAUUCAACAACAGCUGAAUAACAGCUCUAUAAAUCCCUUCAUUUGAACUCUGUUGGUUCUGCUUUCAAACAACCCUGAUAGAAGGAAACUAAAUGAAGAUGAAUCUACAACACUGUGCAAAAAUAUUUAUGUUAAUGCCGAGCUCAGUCAGGACAACUGUCUGGAAAACAUUCUGCCAAGUGCCUUAAACAGCAGAAAUCUGUUGCUGUUUGUUAGCUGUUUAUGAGACGUUCCCAUGGAAAACAGCUGCUUUAUUCUGUAGGUAAACCUUUUGCACAGUAUUGCUGAUGGUAUCUGGAAUAUAAGUCCUUCAGAAAACCAAAUUCUAGUCUCUGAUCAAUGAAAAUAAGUUUAAUGAUUCCCAGUUAUAGUUUUUAACAUAUUGAAAUCUGUCUAGAAGUGCAGUUUAACUCAGAAAGGUCCGAUCAUCAGUGGGUGAUAACAGUGGAGCCACUAAGGUCAGAUAGUUUAAUAUUUGGCAGAAAUAUUGUAAAGACUAAACUAAUGGGCCAUGAAACACCCCAAACAGUAGCCUACUGUAAAGGCUGCCAUAUUGGAUUUAAGUAUUGUUUUUAAUCAUAACUCCUGUUCAACUAAUCAAAUAUCGAUAAAGGUGUCUAUACCUGUGAUUUUAAAGUUGUCAAAGAAGUUUUCUCUGCUCAUUUAGAUUUCACAAGGUCAACAUUUAUUGCUCUAUUUUUACAAUUCCCAGUCAGCUUUUCAGAACAAUACUAAGACCAUUAUGAACUACUGCAGAUGUGCUCCUCUGUAAAGCUUAACGGACUCCUUGAUUCUUAUUGGGUUUGUUUGGGUCAUUACUAACCCUAACCCCAACGUUUAGAGCUGCCAUAUUGGUUUCAAACACGUCGUCAUGGAUCAGAACUUGAACUUGACAGGAAGUUUGAUCAGUUCAUUGAACCUUGCUAGAUUUGUUGCAAACAACAGACAGGCAGCCUGAAGCUGGUGCUUCAGUUUUUCAGAACCAUUGUUCUGUUGUUUUCAGUGUUGGCCAACAUGUUGGUGCUGUCAGCACAAAUCAUUUGCUCGUCAUCUUGGAUUUUAAGAUGGCAACCAUUUUUUUUAGGAUUUAUAACUUGAUGUACAAUAAACAUUGAAGCUAUUGUUAAGUCUGGGAAAAAUGGUUGAAAUGUUGCUGAUUAAAUUAUAAAGUUAACUGUUUUCUAAACGUUCCACUCUCAGCUUAAAGGAACCCUGUAAAUAAAAGGAGAAAUGCUUCUGGUGACCAAAUGUAAGAACCAAAAUCCAAAGAGUUGAACGGUAUUAAGGCUGGGACGAAAACUGAUGAUCAGAAACCACUGCCUUGGACCUGGAUCUGUAUCUUCUGUCAGAAAACUCCAUCAGAAGAACUUAGAAAUGUAGGCUGGCCUCAUUCUUUAGCGAAACUUUACAGUUCUCUACAUAUUUUCCUUUGGUAUUGUCUAAGUAACAUAAAACUGGAGUGAAAAUGGUUUCCAUCUUAAAGCCAACACGAUGGACAUCUGAUGUAAAGUUUGACACGACCAACAUCUAUCAUAGUUAGUGCCAUCAUUCAACAUGUUUGGCUUCAACUAAAACAUUAACUACAUUGUUUCUCAGGUAUUCAUUAUAAUCAAGAAGACUUAUUUCUGACCAUAAAUGAUCCUGUUUAUUCACACACUUGAUGGUGAACUGGGUAAUACGGAUGAGGUUUAUUCUCAGUGUAAGUGAGCUAGCUGGUUGGACAUAUAAGGUUGUAAUGUUCUCUGUUAGGCAUUAGUCCCGGCUUCUGACACGUUAUGAGUUGAUUACCUGUAAUGUUUUUACGUGUUUGCUUUGUUUGCAGCACACUGUUACGACAGAAGGCUUUACUCUGAGAAAAAUGCUUUUGUAUGAUACGAAAUGUAGCUUCUGGCAUAUUUAGUUUGACAUUGCGGCCUGUUUUAUAGAAACAGCAGCUGCAGCAGACGUGUUACUUUGUGGCGUUUUUUUCUUGGCUGCUGUCGGUCUGAGAGACAUUUAGGAGCCUGCAGACAGGCACUGCUAAAUGCUGGGUGAGUGCUGAAAGAAACCAUCUUCCAGAUAUGCUGUUAUGUUUGUAUGUUACAUGUUUUUAAAUUAUUACACCCUGUUAAAGGUCGUCUGUUUAGUCAGGGUCCUGGGGAAAGGAAAAUAUUCUCCUGUCAAACUAUCAUGUACAGAUUUCCAGACCAAACUGCCCAAACCUAACCUAGUAAUAUUAGUUACUAAGCCUGACUAAAUCCUCCUUGGUCUUUAAUUUUCUGUCUAAAUACUCAACAUUUGCCAGCAAUACCUUCCAGUUAUUCUCACACUCCCUCUGCUUGAUGUUCUGCCUACAGUACUACACUCAACUACUUGACCUGUUGACCCAUUUCCAGACUUACCCUGUUAGUCUAAUCUUGGGUUCAGUUUACCUCGGAGGUCAAAAACAUGGAUCUAGAAAGUAUUCAUCUCCUAGUUGCAAGUUGGGAAACCAGGGAGAAUUGUUUUACAGUCAGCAGAAACAAAACGACUUUUAUCAGUACAAACUCAUAACAGCAGAUAACUGGUAUUUUAUGCCUUUAAACACUGUUGCUUUUCUCUCCCUAAAAAGAUCUUUUACAGCACUAUGUGUGCCGUUGAAUUAAUGUGGUAAAAACUAUAGAUAACCAGUUUAAUACCACAGCUGAACCUGUGUGUGUGUGUGUGUGUGUGUGUGUGUGUGUGUGUGUGUGUGUGUGUGUGUGAAGCAGCCAUAUUGGAUUUAGAGGUCAGUACUGGUAAGAAAUCUUAAGGUUGGAGGUUGUCUUUUCUGAUGGAGAAAUUGAACAUUUGAUUCCUAACCUUAAAAGAUCCUGAGCUUUGACUACACAUUUAAACCACGUCUUCUGGUUACCCAAACUUGGGAAGGUCUUUCUUAGCUGAGGGUGGUUAGUGACACCAGCAGAACCACAAUAGGAUCCCAGGGUCUCCUAAACCCAGUCUAAUAAAACUCGUUGUACCUUCGGUCUGUUUCCUUCUCCUCAUUCAGGACCUGGACUAACUGGGAACCGUCUUAACACAUUUAAAACUCCAAACUAUGGCAGGAGGAGACAGAGGAAGGUCCAAAACGCUAGUUAAAGAAAAGAAACCGAUCCAUCUGGACCCACAUCUCCACAUCUUCAUUAUCAUUUCUGCAAAACCUAUUAUUUCUGAUGCCAAGUUUAGGUUUCAGUAGAAGAUGAAAGUCAGGACACAUAAACAGCCAGAUUAUUGGUUAAUGAUUAGUUGAUGAUUAACAAUUAAAGGCAGUUUGGAAAUCAGUAGAAUGUGAUUGGUUAAUGUUAACUACCAGUUGGUCUCUGAUUUGUUCUUUGCUGGUUUCGUGUUUAACUAACCAGUAACAAACCAUUAACUUAUCGCUGCUUAUUUUAUCACUGAGAUUUUUGGCUCCUGAUUUGGUCAUAGCUAACUACCUAUUAACUAACCAUAAUAACCAAUUAUUGAGUUCUUAAAGUGAUGGGUAUUCAUCAUUAGAUAAUGGUUAGUAGGGCAUUAACUAAUCAUAAAAUACCCUUUAACUGCUUACUGAGUGAUUGUUAACUAGUUAUUAUUGAACUUACCAAUUUUUCUUUAAAAAAUGACCACAGAUUAUUAUUAUUAUAUUAGAUAAUGGCCAAUAACAAUUAAUUUGGCCCAUAACAGAAGGUGAUCUGUAGUUCAUUAUUUGAAAAUGUUAAAUAUUGACUAUUUAGAUGAUAAUUGUGAACAAAAAGUGAUUACUAUAUAAUGCUUAAUUAAUGAUUAUUUAAUCAUUACCUCUUAAACAACAGUGAUAAAUAGUUUAUCAUUGGGUAACAUUCAACUGGCUGUUAACUAAUAAACCUAUCAUUGGGCUUUUAAAAAUGGUCAAAUAUGAAUUAUUAGGUAUUAUUAACUAUAAACUGACCAUUAAGUAACCAUUGGCUGUUUAAAAAUGUAAUAAUUUAUUUUUGGUAAUGAUAGUUAAUGCUCCGUUCAAUAACAAUCAGUAAAAAAUUACCCAAUAAUUUGGCUUUUAACAAAAACUAAUCAUUGGCUCGACAUGAGGUAACGAUAACCUGGUCUCUGACUUGGUCCUUGUUAGCAGUUAGCCACUAACUAACCAUUAAACAAGUCUGUCUUCCUGUUGUUAGCCGUGGCUAAAUGUGUCAAGUCCUACAGGAUAAAUCCAAGUAACCAAGCAGCAGUUGAGCUAUUUCUACAACUGUCUAAAUUUACGUCUGGGCCCCUCAUUCACUCAGCCCCCCUGCGAGGCCGCGGUCCAGAAAGCUCCUGGCUCAACGAAUUCAGUCUUACCAACAGUCCAGAUACUCGGUGCGUUUAGAAAGAUGCUGCUUCACUCUUCUACAGCCCAGAGCAUUCAGAUGAUUUAACUGCAAGCAUCUAACGUUCAGCUACUAUUCCUGCUUUUUCUCAACCUGGCUGCGAGUGCUGGUUUUAAUACUCCGGCGCUGUCUAGUUCCACAUAACAAACUCAAGUAACCAAGCAACAGCCCAGAAACGUCUCUGGCUGCACUGUCGAAAUUUACAUGGCUUUAAUCUGGGUCACUCAUUCACUCAGCCUCUCUGAAAAAACCCAACAAUGGAUCCUUUAUAUUAUGUAAUGACGGACCCAGAACAGCAGCAGCUCUGGGCAGAACCACAAGUUGCUCUUUACUUUGAGAUGGCCUACAUGUUACAUCCACUCUGUGGCGGGCCGGACAGAACCUCAGCUGGAGCAAAAUGACAGAAUUAGCUGAUGAAGCACCAGGAUGCUGUUUAAAUUACAGGAACUGUUGGAUUUUGGGAUAAUUCAGUGUCAGAAUGUCAGAAAUUUGUGCUUUGAGUUUGACUCGGUUCUGUUGUACCUCAAAUGGACCAAACUGUGUCAGGUUAUACAGUGGAAGUGUGCAGACCUUGUAGAAGAUCUGUUUGAAAAUAGUUCAGACUGUUUUCCAGGAUUAGUUGAGAUGUAAUUAUUUUCACUUGUGAGGUGUUUAAAUUAAGCAGCGGUGCAGAUGGACCUGAGGAGGUACCCUUAUCUGUUUUCAGGUAAAUGAGCAUUGUUAAAUGUCUGAUGUAAGCUGACCCUUCCAUGACCCAGUUUGUAAAUCCGUUGUGGCUGUUGUUGCUAUAUAUUGUACAAUGAUGUGACUCCACAGAUAUUUGCAAUAAACCUUAACGAGGGGUCACGCCCCUCCUGAUAAAA